GCCAUGGGCGCCCGCGGCCGCCGGGGCAGCUGAGGUGCGGGCGGCCGCCGGCGCCUUUGUGAGCGGCGCGGACAACAAAGGCGCAGCCGAGCGGCCGGAGCCGAGGUCAAGUGCAAGGAACUCACCUCUUCGUGCCAGGCACUGGACUGAGCACUCUGGGAGGAUUAGGUCGCUGAGUCCUCACGGUUCCCGAGACUCAGAGAGGUUAAGCAACUUGCCUGAGGUCACGCAGCAUAACAUGGCAUCCAGGUUCCUGCUGGUUUCUUGAGUGAAACAACCAGAGUCUCAAAGGUGGAAGCAGGUGGCAAGUAACCUCUGCGAGGGGCUCACAGGAGGCUCCAGUGGACCGUCACCACCUGCAGGCGAGCGCUGGGACGGUGCUGGUGAGCUGCACCCUGUCUGAUGGCUUCCUCCCAUCCUCCACAGGCUGCCAUAGGAGAUCGGCUGCUUCCUGGAGGCCCAGGCCCCUCCCCCGAGGCAGAGGACGACCCUGGCGAGGCCUUUGAGUUUGAUGACAGUGACGAUGAUGAUGAGGACACCAGUGCUGGCCUGGGCGUCCCAGGCGCUGCUCCAGAGAAGGAGGCAGAAGACGCCCCACUGAUCCACUUGGACUCCGCCCCCGUCGCUGACCCAGACCCAGCGGCCUCACCGCCCCAGACACAGGGGCCGGCCGUGGUGAGCAAUGGGGAUGCCGAGGACACAGCUUUCUCUGGGGUCCGGCACUCCAGCUGGAGACGGAAGAGCUCCCGUCGCAUCGACCGGUUUACUUUCCCCGCCCUGGAAGAAGAUGUGAUUUACGACGACGUCCCCUGCGAGAACCUGGACGCCCAUCAACCCGCAGGGGCAGAGAGGAACCUGCUCUACGAGGAUGUGCACCGGGACGGGGCACCCCGGGAGACGGAGGACCUAGGCUGGAGCUCCAGUGAGUUUGAGAGCUACAGCGAGGACUCCGGGGAGGAGGCCAAGCCAGAGGCGGAGCCCGCCAAGCACCGAGUGUCCUUCCAGCCCAAGAUGACCCAGCUCAUGAGGGCCGCCAAGAGCGGGACCAAGGACGGGCUGGAGAAGACGAGGAUCGCCGUCAUGCGCAAAGUGUCCUUUCUGCACAGGAAGGAUGUCCUUGGUGACUCGGAGGAGGAGGACAUGGGGCUCCUGGAGGUCAGCGUUACGGACAUCAAGCCCCCAGCUCCGGAGCUGGGCCCCAUGCCAGAGGGCCUGAGCCCGCAGCAGGUGGUCCGGAGGCACAUCCUGGGCUCCAUCGUGCAGAGCGAAGGCAGCUAUGUGGAGUCUCUGAAACGGGUACUCCAGGAUUACCGCAACCCCCUGAUGGAGAUGGAGCCCAAGGCGCUGAGCGUCCGCAAGUGCCAGGUGGUGUUCUUCCGCGUGAAGGAGAUCUUGCACUGCCACUCCAUGUUCCAGAUCGCCCUGUCCUCCCGCGUGGCCGAGUGGGACUCCACCGAGAAGAUUGGGGACCUCUUCGUGGCUUCGUUCUCCAAGUCCGUGGUGCUAGACGUGUACAGCGACUACGUGAACAACUUUACCAAUGCCAUGUCCAUCAUCAAGAAGGCCUGUCUCACCAAGCCCGCCUUCCUCGAGUUCCUCAAGCGGCGGCAGGUGUGUAGCCCCGACCGCGUCACGCUCUAUGGGCUGAUGGUGAAGCCCAUCCAGAGGUUCCCGCAGUUCAUCCUCCUGCUUCAGGACAUGCUGAAGAACACCCCCAGGGGCCACCCGGACAGGCUCUCGCUGCAGCUGGCGCUCACGGAGCUGGAGACGCUGGCCGAGAAGCUCAACGAGCAGAAGCGGCUGGCCGACCAGGUGGCCGAGAUCCAGCAGCUGACUAAGAGCGUCAGUGACCGCAGCAGCCUCAACAAGCUUUUGACCUCAGGCCAGCGUCAGCUGCUCCUGUGUGAGACGCUGACGGAGACCGUGUACGGUGACCGCGGGCAGCUGAUCAAAUCCAAGGAGCGCAGGGUCUUCCUGCUCAACGACAUGCUGGUCUGCGCCAACAUCAACUUCAAGGGCCAGCUGGAGAUCAGCAGCCUGGUGCCCCUGGGGCCCAGGUACGUGGUGAAGUGGAACACGGCGCUGCCCCAGGUGCAGGUGGUGGAGGUGGGCCAGGAGGGCAGCUCCUAUGACAAGGACAACGUACUCAUCCAGCACGCCGGCGCCAAGAAGGCCUCGGCUGUGGGCCAGGCCCAGAAUAAGGUGUACCUCGGGCCCCCGCGCCUCUUCCAGGAGCUGCAGGACCUGCAGAAGGACCUGGCUGUGGUGGAGCAGAUCACGCUCCUUGUCAGCACGCUGCACGGCACCUACCAGAACCUGAACAUGACCGUGGCUCAAGACUGGUGCCUGGCCCUGCAGAGGCUUAUGCGGGUGAAGGAGGAGGAGAUCCACUCGGCCAACAAGUGCCGCCUCAGGCUCCUGCUUCCCGGGAAACCCGACAAGUCCGGCCGCCCCAUCAGCUUCAUGGUGGUCUUCAUCACCCCCAACCCCCUGAGCAAGAUCUCCUGGGUCAACAGGUUGCACUUGGCCAAGAUCGGACUCCGGGAGGAGAACCAGCCGGGCUGGCUGUGUCCGGACGAGGACAAGAAGAGCAAAGCCCCAUUCUGGUGCCCAAUCCUGGCCUGCUGCAUCCCUGCCUUCUCUUCCCGGGGCCUCAGCCUGCAGCUUGGGGCCCUGGUCCACAGCCCUGUCAGCUGUCCCCUGGUGGGCUUCUCGGCUGUCAGCACCUCCCUUCCACAGGGCUACCUCUGGGUCGGGGGCGGGCAGGAGGGUGCAGGGGGCCAGGUCGAGAUCUUCUCCCUGAACCGGCCCGCGCCCCGCACGGUCAAGUCCUUCCCGCUGGUGGCCCCUGUGCUCUGCGUGGAGUACAUUCCGGAGCCGGAGGAGGGGGAGAGCAGAGACGGAGACAGGAAGUGCUCGGCUGCUGACGCCUCGGCUGGAGUGCACCCCACCGUCUGCCUCGGGCUCCAGGAUGGCAGCAUCCUGGUUUACAGCAGCGUGGACACGGGCACCCAGUGCCUGGCGACCUGCAGGAGCCCAGGCCUGCAGCCCGUGCUCUGCCUGCGACACAGCCCCUUCCACCUGUUUGCCGGCCUGCAGGAUGGGACCCUCGUCGCGUACCCCGGGACCAGUGGAGGCGUCCCCUGGGACCUGGAGAGCCCGCCCGUGUGCCUGACUGUGGGACCUGGGCCCGUCCGCACCCUGCUGAGCCUGGAGGACGCCGUGUGGGCCAGCUGUGGGCCCCGCGUCACUGUCCUGGAUGCCACCAGCUUGCAGACUCAGCAAAGCUUCGAGGCACACCAGGACGCGGCCGUGAGUGUGACACACAUGGUGAAGGCGGGCAGCGGCGUCUGGAUGGCCUUCUCCUCCGGCUCCUCCAUCCGCCUCUUUCACACGGAGACGCUGGAGCAUCUGCAGGAGAUCAACAUCGCCACCAGGACCACCUUCCUGUUGCCAGGCCAGAAGCACCUGUGUGUCACCAGCCUCCUCAUCUGCCAGGGUCUGCUCUGGGUGGGCACUGACCAGGGUGUCAUCGUCCUGCUGCCUGUGCCUCGGCUGGAAGGCAUCCCUAAGAUCACAGGGAAAGGCAUGGUCUCGCUCAACGGUCACUGUGGGCCUGUGGCCUUUUUGGCUGUGGCCACCAGCGUCUUGGCCCCCGAUAUCCUGCGGAGUGACCAGGAGGAGGCCGAGGGGCCGCAAGCCGAGGAGGACAAGCCGGACAGUCAGGCUCAUGAGCCAGCACCCGUGCCCGCGAGCCACGUGGGCCGAGAGCUGACCCGCAAGAAGGGCAUCCUUUUGCAGUACCGCCUGCGCUCCACCGCCCACCUCCCGGGCCCGCUGCUCUCUGUGCGGGAGCCGGAGCCCAUGGACGGCUCAGCCCUGGAGCACAGUGAGGAGGACGGCUCCAUCUACGAGAUGGCUGAUGACCCCGACGUCUGGGUGCGCAGCCGGCCCUGUGCCCGUGACGCCCACCGCAAGGAGAUCUGCUCGGUGGCCAUCAUCUCCGGAGGGCAGGGCUACCGCAACUUCGGCGGCGCCCUGGGCGGCAGCGGGAAACCAGCCCCAUGUGGGGAGACGGACAGCGCCCUCCUCAUCUGGCAGGUGCCCUUGACGCUAUAGCCCCCACCCAGGCCGCGCAGCUGCAGGCCUGGCUGCAGCCAAGCCGGGCUCUCGGCCUGCUGUGGACCCUCCCAGCGGUCCAGGGUCCCCAGGGAGCACCGGGGGGGCAACGCCUUCCAGGGACCUGCAUGGCGCCAUGCGGACGGGCCUGGAACUCCAGUAACUACCUGAGCGGGGCAGAGGAAAACCUCUUCCUUUUUAAGAAAAAAAAAAAAUUUCAGAGUGUUUAGGGGAGUGGUUUGGGUUUGGGGAGAGGGAGGACACCUCUGGAGAUGAUGGCCUUCUUUUUAAAAGCAAAAAACACAAAACCUCACAACUGCCUGGCAAGCCCAGUGCCUCUUGUCCAGGCCCGAGCGGGGCUCAGGAGCGGCCACGCGCCCCUCCUGGAAGGGUGCGUGUGUGUGAGUGUAUGAGAGUGUGUGGGCUGGUGUGUGAAUAUAUAUAAAUACGUAUAUAUGGUGUAUAUUAUAUGUGUAUAAAGUCUGUACAUAUUGGAGCUCUGGGAGAUGCUGGAAUAAAAGGCAAGAAUAACGUCA
Molecule: messenger RNA, 4655 nt
Organism: Balaenoptera ricei (Rice's whale)
Lineage: Eukaryota; Metazoa; Chordata; Mammalia; Artiodactyla; Balaenopteridae
Gene: ARHGEF10L
Product: Rho guanine nucleotide exchange factor 10 like
Exons: 29
Coding region: 403-4119 (1238 amino acids)
Biological process (GO): positive regulation of stress fiber assembly; SREBP signaling pathway; actin cytoskeleton organization
Cellular component (GO): cytosol
Molecular function (GO): guanyl-nucleotide exchange factor activity; protein binding
Source: RefSeq, a predicted model, not a curated record